GCGAGGUACAAUGUCGGAGAGCAAUUGAUUCCCAGUUGGUCACCAGCAUGUUUAGGGACAUUGAGUCCUCAGAUGACACUGGACAAACAACAACACAGAGAAAGGUAAGCUUUACGUUUGGGUCUGUGUUCCUCAUUUUCCCACUGUUUCAAAAAGGCAGCCUACUAUUUCACAAUGGUUAUCAACACCACUUAGGUCUGAAAGCAUGACCUAGCCUACUUAGUGGUAAUCUUUCAGUAAAGCGAUGCUGUUUUACCUGUUUACUGUACUGUUAGUGUUCUUGUUGUGUUUUUUCAGUUUUCUUUGACUGUGACGUGGGUACAGUGUACCAUUUUCUCACAGUUUGUGCACAGUAAGUGGAUUAUUCCCAGUUAUUUAUGGCAUCCCAACUGAUUUUACUCAACCUUGUGUCCAACAGCCUGCAGUGUUGGAAGAGAUAAACCACAAAUCACCUACCAUCAAAGAGGAGAGGUGGAAGGAAGCCUGGGAGAAUCAUGACCAACGGGAGAGACUGAGUACCGGUAAGUAAAAUGGUAGACAAGCUUAAUUAAGUGUUUUCAUUAUACCUUUUGGAAAAGUGUUUUCAUUUGCACAUCUCAUUACACUUUGAUGCUGGGCCAUUCCAUUAGGCCUUUUCCCAUAAAUAAUGAAUGAAUCAACCUUUUCUAUUGACCAACAAACUUGACAAAUGAAUACUGUCAUGUAAAGUGAUUGCAACAAUGUUAAACUACAUACGUUUUACAAUGAAUACAUUUAAGUACAACUGAAUUCAUGUCAAUAUUUUGGCUUUCAUAUAGUCUAUACUGUAUAGAUUUAUACCAAUACAUUUCUCUGAAAUUGCUCAUAUGCUUCAACUGAUUUGUGACGAUUACCUUCAUGAUCAGCAUCCAGUUCAGCAUCCACGGUGUUGUUGAUUUUGUAGGAGCUUUAAAUCACAGUGCUGAUGGAGGAGAAAGGCAAUGCAACAUUGACACAAAGGGUGCUCAACCAAUCAGCAAACAGGAGAAUGCCAGCUCUUGUUUAUGGGUGAGUGGUGAAACGGACAGCAGCCUCCUGCCAGGACCAAAUAACCUGAGUGUGAACAAAAGAUCUCUAAACCCAGGAUUGGAAAAUGGUGAUGGAAUACUUAACUAUGUGGGCUUUGAUUGUAUGAUGUUUGAGCCCCACAGACAACUUGGGACCCUUAGCUCACAGGGUCCUGGUGCUGAUCUUCCAGAGUGCUCUUACUCUCAUGUGGAUGUUGUACCAAUUCAAUCUGAUUCAGAGAAUGGAUUACCGUAUGAAGUUAACAAAGUGAGUCACUCCAUAACUGAGCACAAAAAACCAGUAGUUUACCAAGAUGGUAGACAGAGGGCGCCGUUGCCCUCAGAGCCUCACAUGACUGUACGAAAAGGCAUGGAAACGAGAUCCAAUGCU
Messenger RNA from Coregonus sp. 'balchen', 1416 nucleotides. The record is from the annotation of a GenBank genome assembly. NCBI's taxonomy places the organism in Eukaryota, Metazoa, Chordata, Actinopteri, Salmoniformes, Salmonidae.